Messenger RNA from Eufriesea mexicana, 540 nucleotides. RefSeq names its product glutamic acid-rich protein-like. The transcript has 3 exons. NCBI's taxonomy places the organism in Eukaryota, Metazoa, Arthropoda, Insecta, Hymenoptera, Apidae. Bases 1 to 540 code for a protein of 179 amino acids. The record is from RefSeq and is a predicted model, not a curated record.
AUGUGUUUGAGUGUUUGGGCCAAGUGUCACGUUGAGGCUCGUUGCAAGGACGAAGUUGAAAACGAAGUUGAGGAUGAAGUUGAAGACGAAGUUGAAAACGAAGUUGAGGAUGAUGUUGAAGACGAAGUUGAGAAUGAAGUUGAAGACGAAAUUGAGGACGAAACUGAGGACGAAGUUGCAGACGAAGUUGCAGACGAAGUUUCAGGCGAAGUUGCAGACGAAGUUGCAGUCGAAACUGAAGCGGUUCAGACAGUCGUGAUACGAGGAAAGACGGUAGACGAAGAGGACUACGAAGGCGAUAGGAGACACAAGAGCGCGAGCGACAAUGAAGCCGUGGGUACAGAUCACGAGGACAAGAGUGAGGACCGCGAGGCCGAAGACGAGAGCGAGGAUGAUGGGAAGGGCGAUGGUGAGAGCGACGAGAGGAGCGACAACGAAGACGAAGGUAGGGACAAAGACAGUGACGAGGACGAGGGUGAAGACGAGGAGGAGAAGCACCGGUACAACUAUCAGCACACGGAGAAGAUAUUGGUACAGUGA